Messenger RNA from Rattus rattus (black rat), 1307 nucleotides. RefSeq names its product transmembrane protein 247 (gene Tmem247). Gene Ontology annotation, cellular component: endoplasmic reticulum. The transcript is spliced from 6 exons. NCBI's taxonomy places the organism in Eukaryota, Metazoa, Chordata, Mammalia, Rodentia, Muridae. The record is from RefSeq and is a predicted model, not a curated record. Bases 60 to 1307 code for a protein of 415 amino acids.
GGAAUGUGGCGAUUGUGAGGACGGGGAUUGUGAUGGCGGUCAGAACCUGGUGAAGCCAAAUGUUAUUGUCUCAAAGAUGUCCUCUGGCCCUGGUUGGCAGCACUGUGGUUACCUGGAUGGACAGGGAGGACAGGGAGGUGAUGGAAGCCCGAGGGGCAGGAGAAAGCUGCCCCACCCUCUCCAAGGUGGCACCUGCUGACAGCAUGCCUGAGGGGAAGCUGAAGGCUUCUUUGGAUGCAGAACCCCCCAAACUAGAACUGCCUACCCUGGAAGAGAAUGGAAUCUCUGAGGACAGAGAUUGCCCAGGGCCCCCUAAGUCACUGUCUCCGAAGUCUGGCCCUACCACCAAGGGUCAGGCUGGCGAUGGACCUAGUCUGGAACCCACCGAGCUGCCCCUGCCUCUGGAGACAGAACACCACAACGCGAUGGAGCUGGAGAAGGUGCGCAUGGAGUUUGAACUGACGCGCCUCAAGUACCUGCACCAGGAGAAUGAGCGGCAGCGGCAGCACGAGGAGGUGAUGGAGCAACUGCAGCAGCAGCAGCAGGCUUUGCCUCGCCAGUUCUCAGGAGGCCUCCAGGACCUCUUGCUCCCCCAGAACCAAUUCGCCAUGUUCCUCUACUGCUUCAUCUUCAUUCACAUCAUCUACGUUGCCAAGGAGAUGGUCUUCUUUCUCUUCUCCAAGCACUACCUGUUCUGCCUCGCGGCCAUCUUGCUGUGUUUGAUUAAAACCUUGUGGUCCUACUUCCAAGUGCCGUUGCCUCUUCCACCGCUCGCAACGCCAUCCGUGCACCACCGAACUCCUCCCCUCCCGUCAUACCCUGGCCUGAUGGCACAGUCGCCAGCUGCCGACAUCUGCAACAACGGUUCUGCUACAACACUGAGUCUCUUCCCAGCCUCCCAGUCUGUGGAGAAAGAGGCGGAGAUGAACCCAAACAAGGGAGUUUCCAAGCCACAAGGAGAGUUCCUGGAGUACCCGGGAGAGCAUGUGCCCUUCUGCAAGGAAGAACUAUCGGACCCACUGCACUGGCGAGAGGUUCGUCAGGACCCACUGGGGGACAGCCCUAGGUCCCACUGGUCUGUGGUCCUCACUGUGACUGACCUGAGCUCAGACACCCUGAGUGUGAAAAAACGAAGGUUCCUCUGUGGUACCAGCUAUGGCUGUGUAGUUACUGUCAUAUCUGACCCGCUGGCCACCAAGGCUCCCAAUUCCUACACAGUGUGCUUUAUAAAAACGAACAGUGACAACGUCAAGCUUUUCAGACUUGUUCCCAAUCCCAGGUUAUCAGCAGAUAUCAGCAGGUUAUGA